GUGUGUCCAAAAUUACUCAUGAUUUGAGUCAUGCAACUAUAGACGAUGAGAACGCGGAAGAUGCAGAUUUUGAUGAAGAUGGGGAGGAGCAUGACAAUUGAAGCGGAGCCAAGAGGCUGCUUGCUUGCUUCCUACGACACAGAUGCGAUUAUGAGUUGAAAGAGUUGGAGGACAAGUACCAGACAUUGAGAUGUUUUUUACUUUUUUUCCCCUUUCUGAACGUGAACAUGAACCAUGAGUUGUAUUUUCUGUUUUCUACCAUUGAGGAUGUUUAUGGGAGACUA
Molecule: messenger RNA, 284 nt
Organism: Linum tenue
Lineage: Eukaryota; Viridiplantae; Streptophyta; Magnoliopsida; Malpighiales; Linaceae
Source: the annotation of a GenBank genome assembly